Molecule: messenger RNA, 633 nt
Organism: Phialemonium atrogriseum
Lineage: Eukaryota; Fungi; Ascomycota; Sordariomycetes; Cephalothecales; Cephalothecaceae
Exons: 2
Coding region: 1-633 (210 amino acids)
Source: RefSeq, a predicted model, not a curated record
AUGCUCUCUUUUCACCUCCUCGCCUUCACAACCGGCGCCCUGUCGCACUUUGUCCUGCAGGUUCCAGCUUCCAUCGGCUUCAGCGACUCCCUCGAAGGCACCGGGCCAUGUGGGAGCUUUGAUAUCACCAGUCGCACUGGUGAAAGCAACUGGCCCGUUGCUGGAGCUCCGAUCCAAGUCAUUACGACCCAUCCGCAUGCCGACUGGCAGAUCCGUGCAGCACUGCUGAAUGACACCUCCGCGUUCCGCAAUCUCGUGCCCAACGUUUCUCAGGGAGGGAUCGGGACGUUCUGCUUGCCCGCCGUGCCAGGCAUUGCGGAAUGGGAGGGCCUCGAGGCGGUCAUGCAAAUGACCCAACACGCCGUGGAUGGCGCCCUUUACCAGUGUGCCGCUAUCAAGUUCGUUUCCGGCUCAGCAGCCUCCGUUCCGGGUACUUGCAAGAACUCGACAGGCAUCACUGCCACAUUCAAUCCCGCCGACGCGGGCACGUCGACCACAACACCAGGAGAUGCUACCGGAGCUGGUACCGCCGCAACGACCACACCGUCUAAGGCUACCUCUAGAGGGGCGCGUGCUGAGGCUGUGUCAGUGUUGUUGAUACUCGCAGUGUCGCUGAUGGCCUGCGUGGCUUAG